AUGGAAAAUUUUGUUGUGCCCAUCCACCUUAGAGACCACACCUACUCCAAGAGCAGGAGAACCUCUGCACGCCAGGCAGAGACCGCAGGGAGCCACAGACUCGGCCCCAAUUGUCCAUGCUGCAGGGACUCUGAGAAUUCCAUCCCCCAGCCCCAGUGCUCUGCUGCCACCUCCAGACUUCCCAAGAAGAGGAAGAGGAGCUCCGAGCCCCAUCCUGCCGAACCUUCUGCUCAAGCCCCAGGGAAGGUGGAUCCCAUCCAGAGGCCUCGGUCUCCCAUUUCACCUGCUGACCUGCCACUAGUCUCCACUCUGCCACCCAGCCCUCUACCCUCUACUGCUAUUACUCAGCCCACCUCCACUGCUGUAUACCCUGGCAGUCCUGUGAAGAUACAUAACUACUCAGUUGAAGAGUAUCAGAAGAUCUAUCACGAGGUCGUUGAUGAUAUGCUCCGGUACAAGAGUGGCAGGGCUCGUCCAUACAGUUUGGAGCUCGGACGUUGCAUCAAACAAAAGCUCUGGGACAGACUAAAUUGUCCCAUGUUUUCAACGUCGGCUAACGAAGAUGGACCCAUGCAUGUGAACGUGUCAUACGGGGCUGGAAUCUAUCCUCCUCAUUAUAAUGUUGACACUUCUGGAGAACCAGAACCUGGAAGGGCACCACAUAAAAAAGCUAAGAACUAAAACUACACUCAGUUCUUAGUUUAAAGACUGUGAACAAUGAAAUACAUUGGAACAGUCAACUGUAAAUAGUUCAUGUAUAAUAGUUAAUAGUCCAUAGUUAAGAGUUAAGUAUUAAGAGUUAAGAGUUAAUAGUUUUAAGAAAACAGCAGCCUCUGUUAGUACACUCUUCAAUCUGCCUCAACCAACAACCACCUACCAUCAUCUAAAAGGACACAAACAACUUGUGCAAGCCAGCUGAAGCAUCACAUUCCAUCCUCCACCUACAGCUUCAGCCUCCACCUGUAGCUACAGACGAAUCUCCAACUAAAACGUCUGGAAGCUAAAUUACCUUCCUCACUCCACCCUCUACCGACCAACCAUCGUCGGAUUUAAACUCUGCCUCCUCAC
Molecule: messenger RNA, 1068 nt
Organism: Lates calcarifer (barramundi perch)
Lineage: Eukaryota; Metazoa; Chordata; Actinopteri; Centropomidae
Exons: 4
Coding region: 1-681 (226 amino acids)
Source: RefSeq, a predicted model, not a curated record